This is a messenger RNA of Cicer arietinum (chickpea), 1408 nucleotides long. RefSeq lists its product as uncharacterized. The record is from RefSeq and is a predicted model, not a curated record. Lineage: Eukaryota; Viridiplantae; Streptophyta; Magnoliopsida; Fabales; Fabaceae.
AUCUCUUAUAUAUAGAGUACAUCGUGAAACUAAAAUUUUACAUAUUUCAUAGUUGAUUCUAAUUUUAAUUUACUUCAGAAAAAUGGGUUCUAAACUAGCAUUGCUCAUCCAAGGCUUCUUGGUCAUGAUUGUCUUGAUCUCUUUCACAGGGGAAGCUAGGCACUUGGUUGAGGUUGCAACAAAGCAAAAUGACGUGGAUGAUGUUAAAUAUUACUAUAGAACAAGUGGUAAAGAAAAUAAUGAUGUGAGUUCUGAUUGUUUCAUACCAGGUAUUCCAGACAUACCAGGAAUUCCAGGAUGGCCUAGUAUACCAAACAUACCUGGAUGGCCGAGCAUACCUGGAUGGCCUAGUAUACCAAACAUACCUGGAUGGCCGAACAUACCUGAAUGGCCUAGUAUACCAAACAUACCUGGAUGGCCAAGCAUACCUGGAUGGCCCACUAUACCGGGCAUCCCAGGAUGGCCUAAAUGGCCUGGUAUACCAAGUACACCUGAAAUUUCUGUAACACCCAGUUCACCUCUUGAGGCUGAAACACCCAGUUCACCUACAACUCGUGGAACACCCCCUUCACUAGCACCUAGCCCAACUUAUAAAACUCAUGUAACACCCAGUUCAUCCCCUGAGGCUGACACACCUAGUCCACCUAUAACUCCCGGAACACCCCUUUCACUAGCACCUAGCCCAACUUAUAAAACUCAUGUAACACCCAGUUCAUCCCCUGAAGUUGACACACCCAGUCCACCUACAACUCCUGGAACACACCCUUCACCAACACCUGACCCAACUUAUAAAAUUCAUGUAACACCCAGCUCACCACCUAAGGUUGAAACACCCAGUUCACCUACAACUCCUAUAACACACUUUUCACCAACACCUAGCCCAACUUAUAAAACUCAUGGGACACACAGUUCACCUCCUGAGGCAGAAACACCUAGUUUACCUACAACUCCUGAAACACACCCGUCACCAACUCCUAGCCCAACUUAUAAAACUCAUGUAACACACAGUUCACCUCCUGAGGCAGAAACACAUAAUAUACCUCAUAGGGCUGAGACACCUAGUUUACCUACAACUCCUGAAACACACCCUUCACCAACAUCUAGUCCAACUUAUAAAACUUUUGUAACACCCAUAUCACCUCCUGAAAUUCAAAUACCCAACUUAACUCAUGAGACUGAAACGCGUAGUACACCUCAUGAGGCAGAAACACCUAAUUUACCUACAACUCCACACACCCUCACCAACACCUAUCUCAACCUAUAAGAUGUUGUUAAAGUUGUUUUACUAGCAAAAAAAUGAUGUCAAUUGUACCAUCGUGUGAUACUUAUUUGAACACAUUACAGAUGUAUCUGGUAUAGUUAUGAGAAUAUAUUCAAGUGAAAUAUAUUAUUUUAUCACUUUUAAUCA